This is a messenger RNA of Miscanthus lutarioriparius, 657 nucleotides long. NCBI's taxonomy places the organism in Eukaryota, Viridiplantae, Streptophyta, Magnoliopsida, Poales, Poaceae. The record is from the annotation of a GenBank genome assembly.
AUGCCAAGCGUAAAAAGGGAGGAAAGGAACGCGGCGCAACGAAAAUGUCGAGCUGAGAUGUCCAUUGAACAAAGGGAAGAGAUUAAUAGGAAACAACAAGAGUACCGAGCACGGAAAAAGGCUGCAACCCAAAAUAUUACCACUUCCUGUGUUGUGUCUCCAACAGAGCUAACAUCGUCACCCAUAGUAGAUGAUAAUUUGCCUAGGCCACGCCACAACCAUGUACAAGGUGAAACCAAUGAAGAUGAAUUUGACCGUGAAUUAUUCGAACCUACAAAUAUUGUUGAAGGCGGUGAAGAAGAUGACAUGAAGCGCCGCCGAGGAUUUACUGGCGAAAACUUAUAUGCUCAUGAUGAUGGAAUAAUUCAGCUACAUCCGAGAGGUCCUAAUUAUGAGUCAUAUCGCGUGCUUGUAGAGGGUGCGGCUGCACAUAGUGUGACGGAUGAUCCAUAUGAAUUCAUCUACCAGAACCUGCCACAAAGACAUAGGUUGAGAAAUGUCCCUGACUGCAAUUACUGUGGUGCGAUGAGGUUUCAGUAUGAGCCACCCGGGUUUUGUUGUAGAAAAGGAAAAAUAAAAAUACAUAUAUCGGAGGUUCCUGCAGAGCUAAAAAGGUUGUUUAUAAGUCAAGUGCAUGAUGAUGCAAAAUAUUUCUAG